Messenger RNA from Phragmites australis (common reed), 2180 nucleotides. Its product is annotated as E3 ubiquitin-protein ligase WAV3-like. The transcript is spliced from 2 exons. Lineage: Eukaryota; Viridiplantae; Streptophyta; Magnoliopsida; Poales; Poaceae. Bases 10 to 1935 code for a protein of 641 amino acids. The record is from RefSeq and is a predicted model, not a curated record.
CUCGCAGAGAUGGAAGGUCCUGAUCAGAGCAAUCCUUGCGCCAUAUGCCUCGGUCGCAUGGGCGUUGGCGGUGGGCAGGCCAUCUUCACGGCCGAGUGCUCCCACACGUUCCACUUCCACUGCAUCUCCGCGAGCGUCGCGCACGGCAACCUCGUCUGCCCGCUCUGCAACGCGCAGUGGCGCGAGCUGCCGUUCGUGCGCCCGACACAGCGGCGGCAGCCCAUGCACGUCGUGCAGCGACCGCAGCCGAGGCAGCAGCCGGUGCGACAUGCCAUGCAGCAACCAGUCCAGCCAACGGAGCCAGAAGUGUUCGACGACGACGAGCUGGUGGAGCCACCCCCUGGCCACGAUGGCCAGCGACAAGAAGCUGCUGCAUCCAGUGGAACAUUGAUCGUCAAGACGUACAUUGAGUACUCGGCUAUUACCAGAGACUCGUCUCACGACAACUUCGCCGUUCUCAUGCACGUCAGGGCUCCCGGGAUAACCGACGGCAAAGCGGCAGGCGGCGACGCACGACGCGCGCCUCUCGACCUCGUGACAGUUCUCGAUGUCAGCGGUAGCAUGAGCGGUGAAAAGCUUGCGCUGCUGAAGCAGGCCAUGGGGUUCGUCAUCGACAACCUCGGUCCCCACGACCGCCUCAGCGUCGUGUCCUUCUCGUCCGGGGCGCAACGCGUAACCAGGCUCCAGCGCAUGACAGACACCUCGAAGGGUCUCGCCAUGAGCGCCGUGGGGUCUCUCACCGCGGACGGCGGCACCAACAUCGCGGCGGGGCUCCGGACGGCUGCGAAGGUGCUCGACGAGCGCCGGUACCGGAACACCGUCUCCAGCGUCAUACUUCUCUCUGACGGCCAGGACAACUACAUCAUCACCAUGGGCAGCGGACGUAACUACGAGGCGCUCGUGCCGCCAUCCUUCACGCGUGCUGGCACCGGCGAUUUCUCUACGCCGAUCCACACGUUUGGCUUCGGCAACGACCACGACGCGGCGGCGAUGCACGUCAUAGCCGAGGCGACGGGGGGCACGUUCUCGUUUAUAGAGAACGAGGCGGUUAUCCAGGAUGCCUUUGCGCAAUGCAUCGGCGGGCUGCUCUCCGUCGUCGUUCAGGAGGCACGCAUUCGUAUCGCUUCCGGGCAUCCUGGAGUUCGCAUCAGCUCCGUAAAGUCCGGCUGUUACGAGAGCCGCGUCGACGAGGAUGGCCGCUUUGCUUCGGUCGGCGUGGGCGAGCUCUACACGGACGAGGAGAGGCGCUUCUUGUUGUUCUUGUCUGUUCCAAAAGCGGAAGCAACGGACGGCGAGACUAAUCUAAUCAAAGUGACAUGUAGUUACCGAAACGCGGCAGGUGGCGCGGACGUCAACGUGACGGCCGAGGACACGGUGGUGAUGAUACUGGAACACGUGGUGGACGCGGGACGGUCUAUGGAGGUGGAGCGGGAGCGCGUCCGGGUGGAGGCGACCGAGGACAUCGCGGCGGCGAGGGCAGCGGCAGAGCGGGGCGGGCACCAGGAGGCGGUGGAGAUACUCGAGAACAGGCAGCGAGCGGUGGCGCAGUCAGAAGCGGCACGAGGCGGCGACCCCAUGAGCUUGUCGCUGGAGACCGAGCUGCAGGAGAUGCGCAGCCGCGUGGCGAACCGGGAGAGCUACGCGCGGUCGGGGCGCGCAUUCAUGCUCGCUGGCAUUAGCACGCACGCGCGGCAACGCGCGAACUCUAGGAACCUGCAGGUCCGGCGGCAGUUUUUAGCGGACUCGGUGGCAUUUAUCGAUGGACCGAUAGGCAGCGCAAGUGCGUCGAACACGGCAGCGCCCGACGGGAUGUCGGACGAGGCGGAGGCAACCUCGUACGUGACACCGGCCAUGCGCGCCAUGCUGUUGCGGUCGCGGAGGGCGCGCGGGGCGUCGGCCGACCAGCAGCAGCCCAAGGCUGGGAAAGGAGCGUGAAGCUCUGAACCUAAGGAAGCACACCAGUAGAAAUCAUCAAUCUAUUUGUAGACAUGUGUGACAGUGUGAGGUACUAUACCAUGGGAGUUUGGACUUCAGCUUGUUUAUGUUAUAAAUAAAGUAACUUUGGCAGCUUCUCAAAUGUUUGAUCUUAGUAAAGAGGUAUUGACGAUCAAAGUUCAAAUACUUUGACUGCACAAACACAAAAUGGCAUUUGCCCCAACUUCCAUCUCCAAUUGUUUGUU